Helianthus annuus (common sunflower) is the source of this 2767-nucleotide messenger RNA. RefSeq names its product ATP synthase subunit a. Gene Ontology annotation, molecular function: proton transmembrane transporter activity. Gene Ontology annotation, biological process: proton motive force-driven ATP synthesis. The transcript has a single exon. The coding region runs from base 40 to 1095 and encodes 351 amino acids. Lineage: Eukaryota; Viridiplantae; Streptophyta; Magnoliopsida; Asterales; Asteraceae. The record is from RefSeq and is a predicted model, not a curated record.
AUAAGAGAAGAAAUAGAGGUUUAGAAGCAUCUUUUCUUUAUGCCCAACAACUCCCAUGCCUUUCUUGGUCGGACCAAGCCAACUAUUUCCGACAAGUCUUUCCUCAUUUUUCGAGCAAGAAGCGGAACUACAAGAAAGAAUCUAAUUUUUAUGAAGGAAUACAUUUUUUUUAUUAAGCACACACCGGUUAUGAGAGUAGUAAAGGAUUAUUAUGUAACGAUUGAAAGAACUGUAACUGACAACGCAAUAAUUUUUGAUUAUCACCAUUACCAUAAUAAUUAUUAUUAUUAUAACCUGAGUGCUUUUGCUGAGAUGCAGACUCGGACUCAGGCACCUAGCCCGCUUGAGCAAUUUUCCAUUCUCCCAUUGAUUCCUAUGAAUAUAGGAAACUUGUAUUUCUCAUUCACAAAUUCAUCUUUGUUUAUGCUGCUAACUCUCAGUUUGGUCCUACUUCUGAUUCAUUUUGUUACUAAAAAAGGAGGAGGAAACUUAGUACCAAAUGCUUGGCAAUCCUUGGUAGAGCUUAUUUAUGAUUUCGUGCUGAACCUGGUAAACGAACAAAUAGGGGGUCUUUCAGGAAAUGUUAAACAAAAGUUUUUCCCUUGCAUCUUGGUCACUUUUACUUUUUUGUUAUUUUGUAAUCUUCAGGGUAUGAUACCUUAUAGCUUCACAGUUACAAGUCAUUUUCUCAUUACUUUAGGUCUCUCAUUUUCUAUUUUUAUUGGCAUUACUAUAGUGGGAUUUCAAAGAAACGGGCUUCAUUUUUUAAGCUUCUUAUUACCCGCAGGAGUCCCACUGCCAUUAGCACCUUUUUUAGUACUCCUUGAGCUAAUUUCUUAUUGUUUUCGCGCAUUAAGCUUAGGAAUACGUUUAUUUGCUAAUAUGAUGGCCGGUCAUAGUUUAGUAAAGAUUUUAAGUGGGUUCGCUUGGACUAUGCUAUGUAUGAAUGAUCUUUUGUAUUUUAUAGGGGAUCUUGGUCCUUUAUUUAUAGUUCUUGCAUUAACCGGUCUGGAAUUAGGUGUAGCUAUAUUACAAGCUUAUGUUUUUACGAUCUUAAUCUGUAUUUACUUGAAUGAUGCUAUAAAUCUCCAUUAAAGUGGUUAUUUAUUUAUAAUUGAACAAAAGCGAGUCUGAAUGGGUAUACCUAGUCGUGGAGCAUUCCGAGUAUUUGCUUUAGGGAUCGUUCCUGCGCAUCUGCUUCCUUUAUAGCAGUUAUUGCUCUGGUUCCAGAAGGUAUAGCUCUUGCCUCGGCUUCGCCUUGGAAAUCGGAGACUGUUCCAAUUUCCUACUGAGAUAGGCAAGCGGAGGGAGAACUAGACGUAUCUUGCUAGGCAAAGACAGGUUAGAAUGGAUAGCUUCGCUAGGUGCCGCGCAAUCUGCUGCUGCUGGGUUGAGGAAAGACUCAACCCAUUUCGCCCAGGAAGGAUUGAUUGCGAAACCUACCAAGAAUUCAUUUUCAUUGCAGGAUGGAUCAUAGGAUCAGAUGUGAUCUCUCGUGUCUCCACCAUAAUGCCCAGGUUGGAACAUGAAAUGAUAUUAUUGGCAAAAAAAGAAGGGAACGAAGUAACUCGACCCCGAAGGGGGGAGGGAUUCCAGCUAGACUGUAGAAGCCGGUGGUUAUGCUGGAAAAGCCUAUUCUCGUCACGUUCAACGCGGGUGAACCAGCCAAAUUGGAAUAAAGAAUAUGAAUAGGAAUAGAAAGGUGUACUAUCGAUCAAUGCCCGCUUUAGGUCCUCAAAAAAGUAAAAACUGGUUAUACGCCCAUCUUGAGAACUUAGGAUCCUCUUUUUGAAAAUGUCAAAACGCUUAGCUUAGUUUGUCGACUCUAUCUCAACAAAGGAAGAAUCGUUCGUUCAAGGCAAAGUCUACUUCGCUUCUUUUUCGUCAUGUCAGUAAUAAAAUGGUAUCAAAACCGGGAAAGGAAAUUAGUAUAUUUUUCUUCAUGUCACCCUUGUGUAUUGGCAUGAACAGUGCGUUUUAUCGAGAUUGUUGGCAUCCAAAUCUUGUAAUCACAUCUCCAUGGUGAAAGAGAAGGGAACAAGCAACGGACAUAGAAUAGAGAGGCAAAGAAAGAAGGCAAGCUGAGGUGGAGGGAAGCUAGGAUCGACUCGGUCUCUGGAGCUGUAACCAUAGUUUGCGAGGGUCCGAAGGAGAAAGUCGUAGCUUGUGUGUUUCUGGAAUCUGGAUUGGCUUCGUCUUCCGAAGGGACCCUGCCCACGCACGGAAAGCAAGCGCCAGUGGCGGUACGGCCUGAGCUAUCUAGGCAAGAGUCGUCCGAGACAGAAACAAGUGGUACUGACUACACGGAUGCCACUCGAACUGAUGACCCAUAUAGGGGGAGCACGUCGCAUGGGAAGAAUCGGCGUUUAAUGCGGGCAUUGUUGCAAGUAGGCAUUAUAGUAGUAAAUGGACAUUACAAGUAGUGGAGAGUACAGAGUACUACUCCAAGCGAGACUCGUCUAAGGGUUCAAAACCUGUGACAGCGGAUGCGGACGGUACUGAAUGGCGGGUUGAUGAGCCAAUAGGAAGGCCAGGGGCAUACGGAUCUUUUUAACCGAAAGAGAGACUGAACCAAGGAAGCAACCAUACUGACUGAAGCCAGAAGAAGCGCGGGGACUGACUAUCAGACAGAACGGAAGAGAAUUGAUAGCUCAGGAAAGACUUUAUCUCAACUUAGUCCUCAGCUCGUGAAUCAGGCUAUCCUUUCUGAUGCUCCUUAUGUUUUUACCAAAAGGUAAAACAUUUCCUUCCUUUCUAGGUGUUAGCA